AUGAUUCAGUCUGAAAGAUUACGAUCUAUAACUCGUCAAAGAACAACUCUGACAACCCCUAUUGAUGAGUCAACCUUGACUUCUCCUUCUCCUAGUACGGAUCUAAAAAUUACAGUAAGAUUUCAACCGAUUGGAUCAACUCGUAUAUUAUCAACUCGAGUAUUUAAGAUUGGACGAAAUCGAAACAUAUCAACGCUAAUUCUAUUUAUUAGAAAGCAAAUAGAAGUACAAAGUGUGUUUCUAUAUAUCCAAUCAUCUUUUCAACCCAAUCCUGAUGAGAAUUUAGGUACAUUAUAUGAUUUAUAUAAAACAGGAGAAGAAUUAAUCAUAAGUUAUUGUGAUACAGUUGCAUUUGGAUAA
Scheffersomyces coipomensis is the source of this 360-nucleotide messenger RNA. RefSeq lists its product as uncharacterized. The coding region runs from base 1 to 360 and encodes 119 amino acids. The record is from RefSeq and is a predicted model, not a curated record. The transcript has a single exon. Gene Ontology annotation, biological process: nucleophagy; C-terminal protein lipidation; autophagy of mitochondrion. NCBI's taxonomy places the organism in Eukaryota, Fungi, Ascomycota, Pichiomycetes, Serinales, Debaryomycetaceae. Gene Ontology annotation, cellular component: cytoplasm; Atg12-Atg5-Atg16 complex; phagophore assembly site membrane.